ACUGUGGUAACUGUGGUGUACAGCUGCAGAGAUGCGCGACACAGAAAAACAAGGAGAAAGGAGGGAAAUGGAGACCCAGCACAGGGAAGGGAAGUAACCACUGAAAAAUAAAGCCCACACAUGAUCUGAGAUGCUCCGAGACACCAAGGGACACCGUCUGUGGACAUAAAAGCACCGGAGAGGGGGCUCGGAUCGUACAUUGAUCCGAACACAGGGGACGGGAGGGGUCGAUCAUGGGGAACGAAGCGAGCCUGGAAGGAGGCGAAGGGCCGCCGUCUGGGCUGCCGGAGGGGCUGGCACCGGACGGGAAGGGCGGCUUCGUCCGGGUCUCCGACGGGACUCCGGUCAACCUGAGUGAACUCAGCGAGGAGCAGAGGAGGCAGCUCUCCGCCGCGAUGUCAAGGGCGCAAGGCAGGCAGCCCGGAGGCGCAGCAGCUGCACGAAGACCGUCUGAAUCUGAUACACAUCAGCGUUCCCAGCAGGUAGGGGCCUCCAGGGGCCCUUCAGGUCUCAGUAAGAGUCGCACUGUAGACGCCUUCAAUCAGGGUCCACCUGGCAAGGCUGCCCCGGGCCGCAGCCCCUCGUCCCUCAGCCUUUUUGAAUCUAGAUUCCGGCAGGAGCCUAAAGACCCAGAGGCCAAGUCGUCCGGCAUGUUUGGCUCCAGCUUCCUCAGCGGGGCCAACCCCCUCAGUGCCGUGUCGUCUAUGACCUCAUCUGUCUCCUCCUCCAUAUCGUCCAUGGGCGAUAAUGUCAACAUCCCCAAGUUUGGACUAUUUGGGGACGAGGAGGAGGGAGAUGCACCACCUGAGGCCAAGCAGGGAGGAAAGCCACCAGGCAAGGGCCCACAGCAAGGGCCAGGUCCAAAGGGACCUCAACAAGGAGGACCUCAGAAACAGGGUCAGGGCCCCCCUGGACAAGGGCCAAAGCAAGGGCAAGGACCCCCUGGGCAGGGACCCAGGCAAGGUCAGGGCCCUCCAGGACAGGGGCCAAAGCCAGGGCAAGGACCCCCUGGGCAGGGACCCAGGCAGGGUCAGGGACCACCAGGCCAGGGGCCCAAACCUGGCCAGGGUCCUCCUGGCCAAGGACCCCCUGGGCAGGCCCCCAGGCAAGGUCAGGGUCCACCAAGCCAAGGACCUCCAGGCCAACAGGCCCCCAAACCAGGACAGGGACCUCCAGGCCAACAGGCCCCCAAACCAGGCCAGGGACCUCCAGGCCAACAGGCCCCCAAACCAGGUCAAGGACCACCAGGUCAAGGCGCCAGACAGGGUGGCCCACCCCAGCAAACAGGUGGACCCCCUCAACAAGGACCUGGGAAGCCUGGACCCAAACAGCAAGGGCCACCAGGCCCUGGGGCUCAUCCUGGAGAGACAGCUAAGAGCACAGGGCCUCCUGGUCAGCAGGGGGCUGGAAAGCCUGGAGGUGGACUCUGUCCGCUGUGUAAGACCACCCAGCUGAACACUGGGUCUAAGGAUCCACCUAAUUACAGUAACUGCACAGAGUGUAAGAACCAGGUCUGCAGCCUCUGUGGGUUCAGCCCCCCAGACUCAGCGGGUAAAGAGUGGCUGUGUCUGAACUGCCAGAUGCAGCGAGCGAUGGGAGGUAUGGAUCCCCCUGGCAUGACAAAGCCCAAGCAAGGCUCGGCCCCACCCUCGCCCCAGAGACAGGCAUCUGGCAAGCCUGGCAAGCUGCUGAUAAAGCAGCAGAGUACCAGCGACCAAGGGUUGACGCCACCAACCACACCCAGGCAGAAAUCCCCAGGCACUACCUCCCCUGGGCCACUUUCCCCCGGCUCUUCAAUGGGCGGAUCCCCUAAGAUUGACCCCAAGACGGGCCGCUCCAUUCAGCCCAAGUCCAGUCCCCAGCAGUCUCCAGCUAAACCCAAACAGGAGUCCAGCUUUUUUGGGGGCUUGGGAGGUAUCAGUUUGGGAGGCUUGACAGACGCAGCCAAACCUCCCGCAGCUGCUUCACAAGCUGCCGAGUCUGUUACAGGGAAGCUGUUUGGCGGGUUUGGCGGUUUGAUGGAAUCGUCAAAGCCUCAAGCGCAGGCCGCGCCAAAGCAGGAGGAGUCGGUGGCUGGGAAGUUGUUCGGAGGUUUUGGAGGGUUGACGGAAACAGCAAAACCUCCCGCAGCUGCCUCAACGAUGUUCAGCUUCGGAUCGUCACUCUUGAGUUCAGCCACUAACCUUGUCACAGGAGAGGAGGAGAAGGCACUGGACUCUCCACCGGGGUCACCGCCGGACUCCGGACCAGGUUCCCCUCCGGAUUCUGGCCCUGGCUCACCACCUGACUCCCCCUUCUCUGCUCCUGGGUCUCCUCCUGAUUCGGACUCUGCUCCUGACACGCCACCUGCAAAGUCCAAGAAACCCCUCAGAGGCAUUUCUGUGGAGCAGGAAGAGAAGGCGCCACGGGCCACACCUCCACCUCCACCUGCCCCGGCCUCAGUCACCAAGGAAAGCUGCCCUCUCUGUAAUGUGGAACUGAACGUUGGAUCAGCAGACACGCCCAACUACAGCUUCUGCACCGAGUGCAAGAAGACAGUUUGCAAUCUUUGUGGAUUUAAUCCUACUCCCCAUUUAGGAGAGAAAGAAUGGCUUUGCCUCAACUGCCAGACCCAAAGAGCCAUGUCAGGCCAGCUGGGAGACGUGCCACCUCCAGCCAUGGCUUCCCCAAAGAAGCAACCACCUACUCCUGCUCCUUCUCCUGCUCCCUCUUCCACCCCUGCCCCCGCUGCUGUAGAUAGCAAACCUAUAGUAGAAGCAGCAGACCUAACCCCAUCAACUCCUGAUACCAAGGUGAAAACAGUGGAGACCUUGAAAGAACCUGGAGAGAAAGAAAUGGCUGCCAAGGACAGCAGUCCCACCAGCCCAUCAGACCUAGCCAAGCUGGAAAGCACAGUCCUUCCCAUUCUUGAGGCCCAGGCAAUCACGCAACCAAAGGAUGACGAGGAGAAACUAACAGACACUCUAAAGAAGAGACGUAAAUUAGAGGUGCUUCCUCUCUCACCUGACUCACCCAGCUCAGAAGAUGACAGAGAACUUACUGAGAAAAAUGCCAAAGGUACCACAAAGAAAAAGCUCCUUGUACCCAUGGAUAUCAGGGCAGAUUCUCUGGAUGAUAGCAGUGAAAGCUUUGGAAAAGAGAGCCCAAUGUCUGGGGAUGAUGAGGAAUUUAUCCGAAAACAGAUAAUGGAAAUGAGUGAGAAUGAGGAUGCUUCCCCGUCUGAUGAGGAAAACCUAGUCCGGCGCAAGAUCAGAGAGAAUGAGAAAAAGCAAAUGGAACAGAAGACAACAGAAGCUGUAGAGAAGAGUACAUCAGGAAAAGGCAGGCGACUUACUAAGAAAAGCACUAUAAGUCCAGAUGAUGAAGAAGAUAAGCUACUCCACGGCUCACAGGAUAAACCUGAUUUACAGAAAGAGGAGGGACAAGAACCAAAACAAGAGGAGCAUCAGAGUGGUACUGCAGUUCGCAAAUUCCAAACUAUGGAGCUAAAUUCAACCAGCAGCCCUAUGCGUAUACCUAAUGAUGAUGGAGAGCCUGAAAUGGAAAGCCUCACAGACUCUCCAGACGAUCGUUCGAGAGGUGAGGGAUCAUCCAGUCUACAUGCAUCCAGUUUCACUCCUGGUACAUCCCCAACAUCCCUCUCAUCACUGGAUGAAGACAGUGACAGUAGUAGUCCCAGCCAUAUCCGUUCUGGUGAGGGUAAACAACACAGAAAAGCCAAACAUAGACAGCCUGGUCAAAUGUUACCAACUAUUGAAGACUCCUCAGAGGAAGAAGAGUUAAGAGAAGAAGAGGAGCUGCUUAAGGAGCAAGAAAAACAAAAGGGCUCUGGGAAAAAAUCCAAGAAAGACAAAGAUGAGAUUCGUGCCCAGAGGAGGCGAGAGCAUCCAAAGACACCACCAAGCAACCUAUCCCCCAUUGAAGAUGCCUCACCAACUGAGGAAUUGAGGCAAGAAGCUGAGAUGGAAGAAAUCAGACGAUCCUCCUGCUCUGAUUUCUCCCCUAGUAUUGAAUCAGACCCUGAGGGAUUUGAAAUCCAUGCCUCAAAGAUUGCAGCAGUUCAGAAAACAUAUCAACUGCCUGUAUCAGUAUCUCUUCACUCCCCGACAGAUGAUCAAAAUACUGAUAAACCACAGAAAAAACCUCUCAAAUCUGCUGAUGAGGCUUAUGAGGAAAUAAUGCUGAAGGUUAAGUCUCCGACACUCGACAAAGGCGAGAUUCAGCCGGGCAAAGAGUCCCUUUAUGGAGGCAUGCUCAUUGAAGACUAUGCCUAUGCAUCUCUUAUUGAUAAUACAACAGCUGAUCAAGCGGAACCAGAGAAGAUUGUUGUUCCUGCUCAGCCCAAAAAACUAAGAUCACCAGAUGAGGUUUAUGAAGACAUGAUAAAGAAGAGGAAGGAAUUCAUGCAGCUUGAGCAGGAAUAUCAAAAUAUGCAGCCAACAAAGGAAAGUGCUACCCCAAAAAUUGUGUUUCAACCUGCUGAGAAUAUCGUCUCCAAAAGCAGCACAGUAACAUUAGGCAAAGAUGGGAAACCAUUGUUGGAUGCUGAAACUGCCUAUGAAGAGCUAAUUAAAAGAGUGCUCACUCCUGGAACAAGUCCAACACAGCAGGAGCCAGAUGUAGAAGCCACUGCUUCUAAAAGGGCACUCCAUCCCAUUCCAGACUUAAAGGUGACACAGUGCUCUUCAGGAGAACUAUCUUCUGAUGACGAGAGUGUGAUUAAAAAGGAAGAGGAUACAGUCACAGUAUCAGACACAACAUCAGUGAUGGAAACUGAGCCUGUGACAGUGGUUGCCGAGCCCCCUCCAUCAUCAACAUCUGAUCAGCAACCUCACACAACAAUCGCAGAAUCCCAGGCUGAUAUUGUGGACUUAUCUAGUGCACUCCCAAGAACAUCAGCCCCUGUGAUUGCCAGUGUAUCACCCUUGCCCACAGUCCCUCAGUACACACCCAGUAUUCCCAGCGUGGUGUCAACUGCCCCACCUAUACCCCCCAAGCCAAGUGUCCUGCGUAGGGCUAAUUCUCAGGAAAAAACAGAAGUACCUGUUGCACCACCACUGCCUCCUCCCACCCCACCAAAACCUACUGUUUUCCCCAGGAAAGCUCCAAUUCCACUUCCACCUCAGGCUUCAGUAACUCCAGUCAGGCCAGAGACAGCAGCUAUGACCGCAGCCCAGGGACCAUCUACAAGACAAACAGUUACACCAAUGUACAAGCCUCAUGUUCCCCCUCCUGUUGCCCCAAAGCCAACCAUUCAUGCAGGGAUUGGAGAUGGUCACCGACCAGGACAUGGUGUUAAACCACCAAUUGCACCAAAGCCUGGGUCACAGCCUUCUUCACCUGCCCAUGCCCCACAUCCACCAAGACCCACUGUACUUCCCACUGGUCCUAGUGACAAUGUCCUGAAUCUGAGCCCUUCUUCUGAGAGCAAGCCAUUUCAACCGUCACCAAAGUCUCCUUCUUCUCCAAGAUAUGCCAGCAAUCUUCGUGACACGUAUGUCGUCAUCACACUGCCAUCUCAGCCCAGCUCUCCAGUAGACACUGUCUCAACUCAAGCUCCCUCCAGCCCUGGCCCGGCAUCGCCUUCACGUCAAGCUCAGCCCCAAAGUUAUCACCAACCACAGCCUCAACCUCAAUCAUAUCCACAGCAGCACCCACAACCAACCCCUCCUACAACAACCAGGGUGCCUCUGGCAUACACACGAGUCACAGAAUCCAUUGAAAGUCAAGAGAUUUGUGGCCCAGAAAAACAUGUGUCUAGCUCUUGUCACAUAAUUGAGGCUAUAUCUGCCUCGGCACAGCCACCUGUUGUUAUGCCUAACCUGAUCUCUCAAGUGGUCACCACUGAAGUUCAAAGGACCACCGUCUCUGUUGUUCAUGAAAGGACACCACCACCAGUGCCAGCUCCAAGGGCAAAUGGUGUCCCAAUCUCUAUGGAGAAACCUAAGCCUCAUUUGCCAGCACAGAAUGGACAGGCUGUUCAACCUUCUGAGGUGGUAGAUCUUAGGACUAUGAAGGUGGACCCAGGAUCAGACAUGAAUGGUGUGGAUCUGUCUGCUGGCCCAGACCCAAGACGUCAGUCUUUUGCAACUGAUGUCAGUCGUCAGAACAGUGCAGUGCAGUCACCUGUGGUCAACCUCAGUGCUGAAUCGUCUACUGUUUCUAUAAUGACUGAUAGUAUCACCAUUGUGACCUGUUCUGCCACAAUCCAGCAAUGUGACAAUUUAGACACCGCUCAAGUAUCCUCAGUGCCCCUUCAGCUAACAAAAAACAAAGCAUUUGAGCCUGUUUCUCAAAUUAUAUAUCGGCCCAUAGACUCUCAGCCCUCCACUAAUGCCGGUACAGAGAUUCCUAUUAACCUCUCAGUUGGAUCAAGCACAGGUAUAGGAACUUUCCAGACUAUCCCUGUCACUAUUGCACCCACUUCUGUUGCAAAUUGUGUUGCCAAUGGAUUAACUACGGGUACAACCACAGUGGCAGGAGCUGUUGACCUUAGCACAACAAAACCAUUCAACACUGUGGUAUCAGUGGAUGCUGCUUCUGCAGAGGUGGUCACAGCUGUCAUCACAGAUGAUGAUGGCAAACCAGUUGAUCUGACUGCAGGAAAAAGAGCUGUAUGCUGUGAUGUUGUGUACAAGCUCCCAUUUGCAGGAGUCUGCACUACUCAGCAACCUACCACACCCCUGCCUGAAGACCGCUUUGGAUAUCGUGAUGACCAUUACCAGUAUGACCGAUCACCUUACGGCAUGAGAGGGUUUGGUGGAAUUAAACCGUCAAUGUCAGACACUAACCUAGCAGAAGCUGGUCUGUUCUUUUACAAGAGUAAGAACAGCUAUAAUUUCAGUGGCACCACAGAGGGUGCAGUAGAUCUUACCGCUGCAAAGAUUUCUGAUGCAGGUGAAGCUGUUGACUACUCCAAGAAAGGGACUUACGCAGGAAUGACAAUUCCACCCUAUUCCCAAUCCAGAGUCACAAGUGCUGUUGGUACACUCUUUGGUACAAGCAGCGUCUUGAGGUCAUCAAAUGGGGUGGUCUAUUCCUCUGUUGCAGCACCAAUCCCAUCUACGUAUGCCAUUACCACCCAGCCUGGAUCCAUAUUUAGUACAACAUACAACACUCUGUCAGGUAUGCAUACCAGCGACACCAUGCCUUCCUUGUCCAACCUCCAGAAUUUGCCACUAACACGGUCCCAUAGUUUCCUGUCCACCAUCUCCACUACCGCACCAGAAGAACAAGGAGAUGCCCCACUCAAUCUGGAGAUCUCUAGAGGGGGUACUACUACUGCUGGUGCCGCUACAGCAACAACCUCUUUAUCCCUUGACACCUACACUGAUGCAUCCCUGGAGGCUAUAGCUGCGUCACUAGAAGCUCUGUCUUCACCCAUGGUUCCUGGGGAUGGCCAGUAUCAGGCAGAGCGUGAGAGGCUAGAGAUGGAGAAACUCAAGCAACAGCGCCUAGCUGAGGAAUUAGAGUGGGAGCGCCAAGAGAUUCAGCGGUUCCGAGAGCAAGAACAGCUCUUGGUGCAGAAGGAACUGGAGGAGCUGCAGGCCAUGAAGCAGCAGAUCCUGUCCCAGCAAGAAGAAGAAAGACAGGCUCACCUUAUGAUGCAGAAAGAAACCUAUGCCCAGCAACAACAGCAGCUUGAGCAGAUUCAGAGACUCCAAGAGCAGCUGCGCAUGCAACUGGAAGAGCAGAAGCUUCGUCAGAUGUACCCAAGUGGGGACUUACCAGGACAUGGUGUGCAGGAGGCAGUUGUCCUAGGACCUGAUGGCACAGUGCUGUCCCGAAAGAUCACGGAUAGUGGAUGCCAGACAGAUGAAGAGGAUGAGACGGUCAGCAAAGCUUACACAGCAGGACGAAAAAAGAGAAGUGCUAAAAAGAGCGUUGACAGCUGUGUACAGACUGACGAUGAGGACCAAGAUGAAUGGGAGGCUCAGACCAGAAGCCGACAAAGCCGACCACGCACCGCCAGGGGUGAUAGGGGUGGGCAGUCAGAGAUGUCUCUUCAAGCCCACACUGAGAUUUCUAUACAAACUGAUACAGAGGGGAACAUUAGAAUGGACACCAGGAUGGAGCUGUCUGACUCUGAGAGGACUUCACCAAAGAAACGACCUACCCCCUUAGAAAUAGGCCAGUCUCCUAACCUCAAAGUUGAGUCCUCAAUGCUUCAAGCCCCACCUAAAUCUCCCAAAGUGCUCUAUUCCCCCAUAUCCCCCUGCAUAUCCCCUAGCAAAUCCCUUGAGUUUGUGUCCUAUGACAAAUCACUGGGUGAUACAAGCCCACAAAAGCUAAGAGGAGGUACAGAUCCAUCAAAAGCCUCUCCAGCAAGUCCAAGGGGACCAAAAGCCAUGCAGAGAUCUAUGUCUGACCCUAAGCCCAUGAGUCCAACAGGAGAAGAAAGGGCAACAUCUGGCACCCAGUGUGGUGAUAGUUAUACUGGGAAAAGCUCAGGUGGCACACCAACAGGCACUCAAAAGAAGGUGAAGAGAACUCUCCCCAAUCCACCAUCAGAGGAUGAGUCAACAACGACUGGCCAGACGGCAUACAGCACUGGCUCGGCCCGCAGAAGAAUGUGCCGCAAUUCCAACAUGGCACGUGCCAAGAUCCUGCAAGACAUUGAUCGUGAGCUAGAUCUGGUGGAGCGUGAGUCUUCCAAGCUCCGCAAAAGACAAGCAGAGUUAGAUGAGGAAGAGAAAGAGAUUGAUGCCAAGCUUAGGUACUUGGAGAUGGGUAUUAAUCGUAGAAAAGAUGUGCUGCUGAAGGAAAGAGAGAAGAGGGAAAGGGCCUAUUUACAGAGUGUUGCAGAGGACAGAGACUACAUGUCGGACAGUGAGGUUAGUAACAUCCGAGAGACAAGAGGUGGGCUUGGAGCUGGUGAAGAUGAAGAGAUUGAAGGUCAUGGUCUUGAACGUCCCAGGACAGCUCCCCAGUCAGAACUGGAUGACUUUGUCCCACCUCAAACCAAGCAUGAGUAUGGAAAAUACUCCCAGUACCAAUACAAUCAAAGCCAAUACCAGCAGUCUCUCUACCAACCUACCCAGUCCUACCAAUCUCAUUCUCUUUACUCCUCUGUCCCAUCGCUCACUAGCUCCCAGCAGCAGAGUUACCACCAGAUGCUCCUGUUGCAGCAGAAAGCCGCCAGACAAGCCGCCCUCCUCUCAGAGCUGGAUGCAACCAAGUAUGAUGUCAUUAGCCGCCAACCUGAUCCCACAUCAUCAGCUUACCUGGGAGUCAAGUAUGACAAAUAUGGCAACCACCUUGACCUCAGAGCCUUGGAAGUGGGAAGUAUAGCACGUAGCCCCAUGUCAGCUGUCUCCGAUUCCUAUUACACAGAUGUAGAUCACCAUACACCUCGGAGUUACAUGCUGCUGGAAGAUGCUGCAGAACUGGCUAAGGGCUCCACAGGUCUGUCUUCAUCUUACAGUCUGGCUGAGAGGGAGUUGGCCAAGGCAGAGAAGCUGCUGCGCAGGAGUGCUGCAGAUCUGGGGUCUACUGACUAUCUGGGAUCCACCUCUAGACUCCAUACUUUUGGAAAGACCCCUGAUGAAGAGGAUACAAUGGAGGAGCCGUAUGAACUGAAACUCCUGAAGCAGCAGCUCAAGCAAGAGUUUAGGAGAAGUACAGGUGGGACAGAAAACUUAGAACAACUGACAGGCCUCUCCCAGCACUACUAUACCCCAAGCUCGAGCAUCUCUGGUUACUCCCAAAGACACUAUCCAAAGACAGACAAGUACAGCAUCAGUCGACUUACUCUUGAGAAACAAGCAGCUAAACAACUCCCAGCAUCCAUGUUGUACCAAAAACACAAGACUCCAUUAUUAGAUCCUAAGAUCUCUUCAAAGUAUUCUUCUAUGACAGACAGCAGAGCUUUGGAGACAGACUAUACCAGCUAUCUUGGGUCAACCAGUGCAUCGGCAAGAUCUAGCCGGCUCUCGCAAGAUGAGAUUACCUUCGGCCUUCGUAAGAAUAUUGCUGAGCAACAAAAAUACCUAGGGUCCACCUUGGGUGCCAACUUGGCUGGGUCACUGAACUUGGGCCAGAGCUUGGGUUUGGACUCUGCCUAUCCUAGCGGUAGUCGCUCAAGACCCUCAUCCAGGCCCACAUCCUGCUAUGGCUUGGACCUGUCUAUCAAAAGAGACCCCUCAAGCUCCUCACUGAGGCUUAAAGGGGACGGCGAAACAUCCGGAGAUGUACCCAGCUAUCAAACCCCAUCUGGUCGCACCAAACCCACCAGCCUUCCCAUUGUGCAAAGUGGUCGUGGUCGAAUACCCAUAGUGGCCCAAAACUCGGAGGAGGAGAGUCCAUUGAGCCCUGUAGGGCAGCCUAUGGGCAUGGCCCGUGCGUCAGCGGGACCUCUGCCACCCAUCUCAGCUGAUUCAAGGGACCAGUUUGGUUCCUGCUUAUCGUUGCAGGACUCCCAGCAGCAACAUAUCAGGGAAGAGCCAACCAGGGGUAGGGGUUAUGUGCUACUGGAUGACCUUCAGGGCACCAUGUCAGAUAGUGAAGCCCUAAGUGAUUCCCUGGUGGCUUUGAACAGAGACGAUGCGACCAAUGCCUACCAUCUUAGACGAGAGGAGACAGACUGGUUUGACAAGCCAAGAGACGGACGGCCAGAGAACGGACAAGAGAAGAGACAGGGAAAAGGCCCGUACUACCCCUUCCCUCACCUCAGGGUCAAACUGCAGAGGGAUCCCAAAGAUCGCAGUGUCUCAGCAGGAAAUGGUCUGGGUAUCCGUGUAGUUGGAGGGAAAGAGGUCCCAGGCAGUAAUGGAGACAUCGGAGCCUACGUUGCCAAAGUGCUACCAGGAGGAGCUGCAGAACAAACAGGGAAGAUUCUCGAAGGAAUGCAAGUCCUGGAGUGGAAUGGUGUUCUUCUGACGGGGAAAACCUACGAAGAGGUGCAAGGGCUCGUUGGGCAGCCGUGCAAUGAAGCAGAAGUGUGUGUCAGACUUGAUCUCAACAUGCUGGCUGAGUCAGACAGUUCAGAGCACCUAGAUUUCCAGGAGCACAGCAAAAGUGACAGACCUCCCAGGUCUCCAGGUGUUGACCCCAAGCAGCUGGCGGCUGAGCUGCAGAAGGUGUCCCAGCAGCAGGCUCCCACCUCCACCUCUUCCUCCGGUCUGCCCCCCACCACCUCAGCGACCUCCAGCCCCGGUCAGCCAGGAUCACCGUCCGUAAGCAAGAAACGCCACAGCAGCAAGACUGCAGAGGGAACGAAAACCCAGUCCCACCCCGUCUCCGGAGAGAUCCAGCUUCAAAUCCACUACGACAAGCAGCUUGGCAACUUGAUCGUCCACGUCCUGCAGGCUAGAAACCUCUCCCCGCGGGACAACAAUGGCUACUCUGACCCGUUUGUUAAAGUGUAUCUCCUGCCAGGGAGAGGUCAGGUCAUGGUUGUCCAGAAUGCCAGUGCUGAGAACAAGAGGAGGUCCAAACACGCAGGAAAGAGUCUCAACCCGGAGUGGAACCAGACUGUCAUCUAUAAAAACAUCCACCUGGAGCAACUGAGGAAGAAGACCCUGGAAGUGAGCGUGUGGGACUACGACAAGGGCUCCUCGAAUGAUUUCUUAGGGGAGGUUCUUAUUGACCUGUCCAACACAACCCAGCUGGACAAUGUCCCGCGGUGGCUCCCCCUGAAGGAGCAGAGCGAGGGGGACCACCACCGGCGCUCCCACUCAGGACAGAGCCGACACGGUUCCUCCAAACCCUCGUCACAGCAUUCCUCCCCUAAAACCGCCGGCUCCGCACAUGACAAUCAGGAUUCCCCAAAAUCAUCUGUCAUCAAGAGCCGAAGCCACGGGAUCUUUCCAGAUCCGGCCAAGGACACGCAGGUGCCCACUAUCGAGAAAUCUCACAGUAGCCCUGGCACAUCGAAGCCUUCCCCGUCCGAGGGCCAGAGCCAAAGCCACAGCCACGGACACAGCCAACACUCUCGCUCGCACGGCGCUUCACGCUCCAGCAAAAGUGCCGCGCGGCAACACCAUCAGGACGGCAGCGCGGGAAGCAGCGGAGGCGCUGCCGUAGCGACGGGCGAUGCCCCACAGCAGUCACAGCAGCAGCCGCCGCCGCAACGCCUCCAACCAACUCGGUCGAGCUACAGAUCCAGCGAUGCCCCGGUCACAGCAGCCUCGUUGGACAGCGGCCUGAGCGGCAGCGCCUACAGCCUGCUGGACGAAGAAGGAGAGACGAACGAGGUGGACAGUGCCAUCUUCCAGGUGCCCCGAUUUGGAAAGAUUCCCAACGGCACAGACGCGAUGAAAUCAUCAAUGGGACUUGGUGACGCUGAAGGUAAGUCCCAGGUGAUGGGGGAGAUCAAGAUCGCUCUGAAGAAGGAGGUGAAGACGGAGGGUGAGCAACUGGUCCUUGAGAUUCUUCAAUGUCGCAACAUCACCUACAAGUUCAAGACUCCAGACCACCUGCCUGAUCUAUAUGUGAAGCUCUAUGUGGUGAACAUCGCCACCCAGAAAAGGAUCAUCAAGAAGAAGACCAGAGUGUGUCGUCAUGACCGCGAGCCAUCUUUUAAUGAAACCUUCCGCUUCUGUAUGAACCCCGCAGGACACUCUCUACAGCUCUUCCUGGUGUCCAACGGUGGAAAGUUCAUGAAGAAGACCCUGAUCGGGGAGGCCUACGUGUGGCUGGACAAAGUCGACCUACGCAAGCGAGUGGUGAGCUGGCACAAGCUGCUCACCAGCACCGCCCAGAUCCACUCAUAGAAGGAGACUCAAUCUAAAAAACAAACUAAGCCUGAGAGGGCACAAAGAGGUGUCUGUCAUCGAUCCACUCUUGACGGGUGGGGGAGAGGGUGGUGUGGGUACGGGAGGGGGCGAAAAUAUCUCUUUCUUCAAUCUUUAUUUCAGGGCUCAGAGUUUUGGAGGACGCUUUCGUUCGUAAGAGCAGCUGUGAAGAUGAUUUCUGUCGUGCAGGAGGUUUUGAGGAAGUAGUUUUGCGUUUACAGGAAACGAACACAAGUUUACAGGACGUACAGUGUACAGUAGUGAAGCCGGGGCUGAGGAGAACACAGGUGCUGAGUUCAGAGGUCAGACACGGAGUCAACCAGGUAUUACACACUUCAAAUCACAACACACACACACACAUGCACACACACACGAUUAUCCAAGACAACUUUGCACACUCAUUCACGCAGAAGAGACAUUUUAAUUCUACAGGGAAUGGACACACUUGUGGAUUCAAAUUUAUUUAUUAAGAUGUUUUAUCCAUGAAAGAUUUUCCUCAUUGCUUUAUUAUGAGCGCAGAGUUUUAUUGAUUUACAAAGCAUUUUGGGAAUGAAAUAUUGAAGACUCCGCUACGGAGACCUCCUAUUUAUUUUUGUAUUAUUAUACUAGCGUAGAGUUCUAUCAUUUGUCUCCUCCUCGAUUAUUUAAAAAUCUAUCCUGGGAAGAAAGCAUAGUAUAUUUUCUAACACACUACCUAGCAUUCCAGUUCCAGAGGAAAAAAGGAACCUCAGCAAGCAUGAAUUUAUUAAAAACAUCUCCUCGUUGACAUCUUUUCUCUCCAUACGUGUAAACUAUCAAAUGAUUAUCAUUGUUUGAUAAUGGAUCGAUAUUGAUAUAUAUCAAAUUGGACACUAUAUAUUGUGCGCAUGAGUUUAUCUAUUUGGUAUGCAGUGCCACAUGUUCAGCACAGAAAAAAAAAUCACCUCCAAGGUUCACUUUGUAUAUAGUGAAGUGUCAUAGCUGGAAAUUAAUUAUAACAUAUAUAGAUAGAUAUAUAGAUAUCUUUAUCACGGACAAUCGAGUCUUGAUGAUUGUGACAUAGAGGUUUUAUUUACCCACGAUGCCCCUUUAGAAUGUGACACGUUAACCAGAUGAGAUUUAAGUAUUUCUUGUUUUUCUUUUGUGAGAUCCAGGCACAUGACGAAUCCCAUAUCAGUCCUGCUUUUGUUCAUAGGAGCACGCUUUUGUGGUAUUUUGCACUUUUUCUGCAUAGAAUGUAAAACUGACGUCAUCAUCCUGCUAAAAAUGAGACAGCGAGAGAUUUUUUUUCUUUCCUAGGGGAGGGAGUAGAGAGGUGAAGUAGAAGGACGACAAUAUCAGGAGAUUUUGCAGCGAACAAGAGACAAAGGUGUCGGAAACUAUCCAUGAAAACUGUUAUCAGUGGUGUAGUGGUAGAUGAUGAGUUGGGUGUACAAUGUAAGCGGGAUUUAUACUGGUGGGUAUGCUGUAACGCACUGGUUCUCAACCCUCACUAGAGGUUAAUAAAGCUUCACGGAGGUCACAAGGCCUUCUUGAUUUGAAAAGGUGUAAGACAAUUUAAAGUAGAUGCCUGCCCUGUUUGGUUUGGUUCAAUCAAACUCAAGUUUGUUUGCCCCCUAAGUGCAGUUAAUUCGGGCAGGUGCCCUUUGUCCGGUUACAAACAAACUCUGGUGCUUUUCGUUUGUGGUGAGAACGUGUUCUGACCUGGAUCUGAACCAACUGCAG
Messenger RNA from Epinephelus lanceolatus (giant grouper), 14438 nucleotides. The record is from RefSeq and is a predicted model, not a curated record. Lineage: Eukaryota; Metazoa; Chordata; Actinopteri; Perciformes; Serranidae.